Haliaeetus leucocephalus (bald eagle) is the source of this 2511-nucleotide messenger RNA. RefSeq names its product kinesin family member 18B (gene KIF18B). The coding region runs from base 1 to 2511 and encodes 836 amino acids. Gene Ontology annotation, molecular function: microtubule binding; microtubule motor activity; ATP binding. The transcript is spliced from 15 exons. Lineage: Eukaryota; Metazoa; Chordata; Aves; Accipitriformes; Accipitridae. The record is from RefSeq and is a predicted model, not a curated record. Gene Ontology annotation, biological process: microtubule-based movement.
AUGGCGCUGGCCCCCCUGCCCCAGGAGGGCACCAUGGCUGUCAUGGUGCGCGUGCGGCCCCCCAGCCCCUGUGAGCAAGAGCAGGUCGUGCACCGCAUCCUGCACGUUGUCGACCAGCACGUCCUCAUCUUUGACCCUGAGGAGCACAGUGGCCCCCCCAGCAGCAUGCUGCCCACCCACAGGCCCAAGCAGCAGGGCAAGGACCUGAAGUUUGUCUUUGACCAGGUUUUUGGGGAGGGGGCCACGCAGGAGGAGGUGUUCGAGCACACCACCUGCGAGAUGUUGGACAGCGUCCUCGAUGGCUACAACUGCUCCGUGUUUGCCUACGGUGCGACUGGAGCAGGAAAAACCUACACCAUGCUGGGCUUGGAGAAAAGCCCCGGCAUCAUGUACCUCACCAUGAUGGAGUUGUACAGGAGGAUUGAGGCCAGAGAGGAGGAGAAGAGCUACGAGGUCCUAGUCUCCUACCAGGAGGUGUACAACGAACAGAUUCAUGACCUGUUGGAACCCAAGGGCCCUCUGGCCAUCCGGGAGGAUCCCGAGAAAGGAGUUGUAGUUCAGGGUCUAUCUUUCCACCGGCCCACAUCGGCAGAGCAGCUCCUGGAGAUGUUGGCCAAUGGCAACAAGAACCGGACGCAGCAUCCCACCGAUGCCAAUGCCACCUCCUCCCGCUCACACGCUGUCUUCCAGAUCUACUUGAAGCAGCAGGACCGCAUUGGUGGCCUCACUCGGGAUCUGCAAGUGGCCAAGAUGAGCUUGAUUGACCUGGCAGGCUCGGAGCGAGCUUCGGUCACCAAAACCAAGGGAGAGCGGCUCCGUGAGGGUGCCAACAUCAACCGCUCACUGCUGGCCCUCAUCAAUGUCAUGAAUGCACUGGCUGAUGUAAAGAGCAAGAAAACCCACAUCCCGUACCGGGACAGCAAGCUCACACGCUUGCUAAAGGACUCCAUUGGCGGCAACUGCCGCACCGUCAUGAUUGCUGCUGUGAGCCCCUCCGUCCUGGCCUAUGAGGACACCUACAACACGCUCAAGUAUGCCAGCCGGGCCAAGGAGAUCAAGCUGUCGCUGAAGAGCAACGUGCUCAGCUUUGACUGCCCCGUUAGUAAAUACGCUGUGAUCUGCGAGCAGCUGAAAGCAGAGGUGGCAGAUCUGCGGAAGAAGCUCCGUGCCUAUGAGGAUGCUGCCCAGGAGAAAGAGAACAGGAUGCCGGCACCACUGUCUCCCAGUAGGUUGGAGGAAGCUGUCCCAAAGACAUGCGUGGCCCUUGAUUUUCAGAGGGAGAGUGAUGGAGAGCAGCAGAAGCUGGAAGAUGGAUGGCCUGUUCAGCUGCAGCUGGAAUUGGAGAAGGAGGCUCCAGAGGAAAUGCCUCCCAGCAGCCUCAGAGCAACCCACCAGACAGAUAUCCAGCUGGAACAGAAGAAACCAAGCCAUCUUCUACAGGGGUUGUCCGGCAGCCAGCCAGAGACGCUUGUAGCUGCCGUACUGAAUGUUGCCCAAAAGCAGUAUUCCCUCUUGAAGGAUGCCAACCUCCUUACUCCUGACAUGGUCUCUGAAUUUGAGGAGCUGGAGCGCCUGGUCCAUCAGGAGGCUGAUGUAAACCUGGAGCAAGCCACAUCUCUGAACAGACCCACAGAGGUCAGCGGGGCCACCCCAGCCCAGAGGAUGCAGCAGGGCUGUGACGCAGAGGCAUCUGUUGCUGUGUCCAGUACCCCUGUGACAAGCACCACCCUGCAAUGCUUGCGGCAGCUCACUCCACUCUCCAGUUCCAUGCUGAUGGCUCCCAGCCCAGUUAAGAAGAGGAGGAAGUCUGGGAGGAAGUUGGGAAAUCCCCGCAGCCUCAAAACACAGAUGAAAUGCCAGCGGGGAUGUGGGAAAAAAGCGGAGACUCCUAGGGCGAUGCAGAGCCUAGGCAUCUCCUGUCUCAAAGCAGCAGCCCAGACACCCCCUGUCUCCCCGGUGCCAUCACGUUGCACCCCCAAAAUCUGCACACUGACAGUCACCAAAAGCCAUGUGCCCCUGGCAGUGUCAGCUGCUCAAAACUGCUGCAUCUGGCCUGCCCUGCCCGUCCAUGACCUGAAUGUGACUUUCGAGAUCUGCAAGGGCUGCGAUUCACCUGGCAUGGCCAAGCCAGCUGCCUUCAGCACACCUGAAUUCUCUGUCUGGGACAAUGUUCAGAGCAUCCUAAACAAGAAGGACACACCCUUUGUGCCCAAAUCCUGUGUCCCAGUGUUUGCCAUGAGGGGUUCCUCCAUCCCCAAGCCCUCCUCUGUCUCCAAAGCAUCUGCGCAGAAGCGGAGGCAAGUGGAGAGCACCACUUACCCCUCCCUGGGUAGGCUCCAGAGCCGCAUCGCCCAACUCCCGAGCAGCAGCCAGAGAUCUGUGAAGCCCUCCCGCAUCCCAGAAUGUCCUUCGGGCGCCCUUGCCUGGAAGGGCAGCAAGAGGACCACCAAAGGGCUUGCGGCACGUGACGGCACAGCCCCUGCUCCCACCCCCCAGCCAAUGAAGUUCUAA